This is a messenger RNA of Mya arenaria, 5343 nucleotides long. Its product is annotated as Fanconi anemia group I protein-like. Gene Ontology annotation, molecular function: DNA polymerase binding. The transcript has 33 exons. The record is from RefSeq and is a predicted model, not a curated record. Lineage: Eukaryota; Metazoa; Mollusca; Bivalvia; Myida; Myidae. Gene Ontology annotation, biological process: DNA repair. Bases 137 to 4288 code for a protein of 1383 amino acids.
GUUCCCAUAAUUCCCGCCAUAUUUAAGUAAACAAACUCCUGUCAAAAUUGCAGAUUUCUAGUGUUUACAUCAGUAAAUUCUGGUUGGUCCCAGAUUCAAAAUUUCAUGAAUAAUUCAAGUUGGCAAAGUCAGUGAGAUGGAUAAGAAGAUUACAAGCUUGGCGGAGGAGAAUAAGCUGGAGGAGCUACGGGCCUGUCUCCAAAAUGCUAGCAAUGAUGAGUUAUGCCAAAUGAUAGAGAGGAAAGUGCUGAAAGGAAGAAAUGACACAUUUACACUGGUCAGAGCUGUACUUCUGGGUUCACCCAUAGAGAGUCCUGGCAGUGUAGAUCGUCGAUGUGCCGUGUACAGACAGUGUAUAUCAGCACUACAGAAGAACGAACUCAACAACAAGAUGGCCUCUGAGCUGAUCGGGCUUCUCAUGUUGGAGGCAGACAGUUUACCCGGCCAAACCUUGGCUGAGCUGGCUGGGAUCUACAUCGACUGUAUCAAGUCUGACACCCCACCCACAUCCAAAUGUCUAGAAUUGCUUCCAAAGAUCCUGUCAGCGCUUGGUUCCCAGGAUCGGGUGGUGUAUGCCGGGAACCAAAUGAAGGGCACAGAGUACAAGGGACACGUCCUUAACUCUAUAUGCUCUUGCAGAUGGUCUGCAGGGAGCGUUGUUCACCUGGCCGCCAUGUUUAAGGACGUGCCGCUGACGUCGGAUGAGCUGAGAUUCGUCUUAGAGAAGGUGUUACGCAUGUUACCGGAGCUUGACAUGGGCGAUAUUCCAGCUCUAACAUACCAGCUGCUUCUACUCUCAACAAAGGGCCACAAAAAGCUGGUGUUAGAAGGAGUCAUAAAGUUCUUCUCGGACCAAGACAGCAAGCACAGACACACAGAUGAGCAGCAGGAAUUCAGUGAGGACUUGCUUGAUGAAACAGGUGCCAGUCUGGAGACUCUGAGACUGACUGAGGGUACAGCCAUUCUUCACAUCAGCCUUACCGUGAAAGAACAUCAGGAUCUUGGACGAGAGUUCAUCAAGUGUCUAAAGAGUAACCAGAACUGUGGAGCAGGGAAGACAUUGUCACCAUUCUCUUUUGCCAUGGCCCUGUCCCUGGCUAGGAUUAAUAGGUUCAAAGAUCAGAUAUUCGACUUCCUGAAGUCUACUGUGUUAAAGAGUUACCGAGAUGUAGAGAGACAUGGCCAGUCCAGCUGGCUUCAAGACAUUGUUCCAGACACCUCCGCAGUGGAUGAUUACAUCAUGCAAACUGUACAAAACAGCACAUAUGGCUGGGACCAUGUAAUCCAAGGUCUGGUGGAGCUUGGUUUCCUGCUCAUGGAUGCAUUCGGACCUAAGGCCCCGUUCGGACGGAUUGACCUGCAACCCAGCAUGCCCUCUGGGCCCACACACCAGGCUUGCAAGCUGGGAACCAAGAUACUCCUGAAAACAUUCAAGUCUCAUGAGAUGGUUCGUAGCGAGAUUCUGGACCAGAUAUUUAACCGAAUCAUCACCAAGGCAACCACCCCUGUUUCUCACUUCCUUGAGUUGCUUGGUGACAUAGUGAUGGCUUCACCAGCUAUGUUGUUAGACUCUGUUGCCAAGGUGCGUGAGAUGUUUGACUAUGUGUCGAUGCUGUCCCCUGGCUCGGCAGAGGGUCUACUAAGGGCCAUACAACCCCUUUUGAAACAUUCAAUGGCCCUCAAAGAUGCACUGAUGGUCACACUACGCAAGGCCAUGUUCUCACGACAACUGGAGUCUCGUAAGAUCGGGGCGAGCGGGUUCCUGAUGGUGCUGAAACAUUUCAGGGUGCUUGGUGGGGUAAGGUCCAGCCAGGCUUCACAAUCGUCUCUCUCAACUAGCCAGAUUGAGGUGGACAUCCACAGUGUAGUGAGCCCCUCCAGUCACGAGGGCCUGUGUCUGGAGAUCCUUGGUAACCUGAGACGCUGCCUCUCCCAGCAGGCUGACGUCCGGCUCCUACUGUACCAGGGUUUGAUAGAAGUACUUGACCGUAACAGCCAGUUAGGGGAGGCAAUCCUGUCCAUGCUCCAGGCCCAGUUGAAGAGUUAUUAUGAGAGGAAUACCGACAUUAGCCCACCACUAAGACUUGACACCUGUAUUAUCGGCCAAGGGGAGCAGGUGUUUCUUGCGGAACCACUGGCACAUCUGAUUUGCUGUAUACAGCAGUGCCUUGUGAAGUGUCGUGAACAGUCUGGGCAGGGAGAGAGUGAGGGGGGAGGGGAUGAAGAUGAUGGGGAUGGGGCAUCAGAGCUGGAGGGGGUAAUGUCCAACCUCACUGACCGCAUGAUCACUGCUGAGAUGGAGGACUUUGAACUGGACAAGUCUGCAGACUACUCGCUUGCUAACUGUGUUGGUGUUAGAAAUAACAUCUUCGCCAUCCUGAUCCUGGGGACAUAUGAGGCCCUCAUGGAGUAUGCAUUUCUGGCUGGAAAACUGAGUGAGACGAGAGUACGGCAUAUUCUACAAUUGUAUGAAAACUACCGCAAAUUGAGCGAGGUGGUUCGCGAGAAAGCCGGAGGUGCAGGUGGCAAAAAAACCAAGUCGGUUGCCAAGGCUCCACAGAGUCUCCUAUCACUGAAGAUGGUCACACAGAUACUGCAUGUCACGAUUGGGGACAGUGAGAAAGAUUCUGAUCUCCGUGAAAGCCUGGUAAUGACGUCUGACUUCCUCAAGUACAUACUCGGUGUGGCCCUGCAGAAACUGGUUCAUCUCCAGGACAAUGGUUACUGUGAGGGAAUAGAGGGAAGGUGUAAACCCAGGAUUUUUCUGUACACAUCACAGCUAGCAGGGUUAUUGCUGGGAUACUACAUACGUAGCCAGGGUGAUGACAGGAAUCCCGGUGUGAGGGAGAGGCAGAUUGUAACCUUGACCUUGGAGGGCCUAGGGUCAGCAAUUGCCAUAGCAACACAGCAGUACUCUUCCCAACUGGACAAGUUCCUUGACAGUCUAGAUCUUGAAGGCAGUGACAGACAGCAAUUUGAAAGCUUGGAUGACAAGAUCUACUUCAACAUUAAAUACCUACAGAGACAGUUGGCCACAGUGCUGGGUGGGGAUGAAGACCAGCGGUGUUGGAGACAGGUGGGCCUGCUACUGGGGGUUAUACAGCAUCUAUGUAUGGCCCUGUCCCCUCGGUAUAUGCAGUGUGAACACAUAGUUGCUUGGCUGGAGAAACACGCUCGGGAACAGGCUAUUGAUGACCUUUCCUUGGUGAAGUCAUUGUUGACCAUGCUUUUGACGUUGGGACGGAGAUGGCGGGGAAAUGUGGUUGCACUGAGAGACCUCGCCCAGGACAUUCACUCUCAGAUAGGAGAUAUUGAUCCAGACAUAGAGAUGGAUGGUUGUACCAACUUUGCUGUGGUCAGUGUGCGGUCAGCAGCCCCAACUGUUCUGCAACUAGUUGUCCAGCAGUCUGACCAAGAACUGGAUGACAUUGACUGGGUCAUUUCUCGUACCAGGGCUGAACACCAGGUAGCAGUCACUGGCCAGACAGGAGGAGAAUCGCCCCAGCUAACUCAGAGAGAAGGCCAUGAGAAAUCAAUCUGCACCAGACUUGGGAUGUUGGUGAACACUCUUCAUGAGCUUGUGCAGACUUCCCUGCCUGUGGGCACCUGCACAGAACACCUGCUGAAACUUCUUGUGCGCAUCUAUACCACUCUCACCAGUCUUGUCAAAUAUAACCUGUGGAUGUACACCAGCGGGAGUGGUCACAUGUCUGGCAGAUUUGAAAAGCUGGUGAAACUUUCGGGAUCCAAUCUUACCCAGCACUGCUACGCUAUAAUAACUUACAUACAGGCAACUGAGAGUGAGAAAGUCCAGCAUGCAGCCCCUGACAAGGGGAAAAAGAAGAAAGAUGGCAAGAAGGCAGCUCCGCCUGCGGGCAAGGGCAGCAUGUUGAAACAGACAAGGACCAUACCUAACCUGGUAUUUGCAAUAGAACAGUAUGAGCGCUUCCUUAUACAGCUCUCCAAGAAGGCAAAGGUAAACUUGAUGGAACACAUGAAACACAGUACAUCUAGGGAUUUCCGUAUCAACCCAUCAGUGUUGGCCCGCGUCGCUGAGGAGCAACAGGAGAGUAGUGGUGACGAGAGCGAUGGUAGCCUUGACAACAGUAGCCAUGACGAUACACACACACAGGGGGACGGACAGAGAGUGGUCAAUAGAGACUCGAGCAGUGAUGGAAGUGACCAGGAAAAUGACCACUCAGUCGUCAACCGGCCGCAGGUCAGCCAGGAACCGGCUAAGAAAAGACCAAGGCUCGGAACCAAACGCAAGGGGAAAGCAAGCAGCUGAUUGGUUGAGAGGAGUUAUAAUGAAUCGAUGAAUGUGAUGGGGUUUUUUGGUGCUUUUUAGCUUGUCAGAUUUUUUAAGAAAAAAAUUGUGGCAGCCUUGGUAACGUUUUCACUGGCAUGCAAAAGCUUGAACCUUGGACAUAAAUAAAAAACUGUUCAAUAUAUUUAAAUAAAACUUGGUACUCAUGUUGCCAGAGAUAAUGCACAGCCCAUAACUCUGGGUUCAAUUAUUAUUGAGUUAUGCCCAUUUUGAUUAAAAAUCAAUAGACAAGCGUUUGCUCUGUGGCGCUGUUCUUACAGUUAUAUUAUGUCACUUGUUAAGAGCAAAAACAAUAAAUUAUUGCUGUAUUAUUAAGAUUCUUAAAAAUUGUUAUUUCUGAUUUUAUCACAAUGAAAAUGUUUCUAUUCACGUUAUUUAGAUUUUUAUGAUUCGUUUAUACUUGCUUAAGCAUUAUUCUGGGAACAAGGUUAUUGGUAUAAUGAUAAUUUUAGCUUGUCUCUUAAACAAUGUUUAUUGAAGAAAAAAAAUUGAGGUAUGUUCAUUGUCGGUGGCAUUGGCAUCAUUGUUGUGCAUCUUUUUCAACCUUGGUCAUAACUCAAACCCCAUUGAAAUGAAACUUGGUACACAUGUUGACAGAGGCAAUAUGCAAAUAGAUAGCAAGGGCCAUAACUUUGGUUUAAAUAACUACCGGUAUUGAGUUAAGUCUCUUGUUUGACUGGAAAAACAAGAACAGAAGAAUGUUGGCUUUUGCCUUGUGGCGUUCUUGCAAAUUUUUCUUGAGUCAAUGGUAAGGUAUGUUCGUAGCAGACUAUUGAAUUUUAUACAAGAUCCACAAUUUUAAAAUACUGAUACUGGAAUAUACAGUACACAAUGUUUGCCCAUGCAAUGUUAGUUCCAUUUGUUCUGUUAUCUGUAAGUUAAUUGCACUAAAGACCUUUUGCAUAAUAAUAAUUAAUUUGUUAUUGAUUGAAUUUGGUUAUUGUUAAAAGACACUGUGGAUAUUGAUUGAAACAUUAUUAACCAAUACUCAUAACGAUUAAAUUCUUAAACCUUGA